Angiostrongylus costaricensis is the source of this 639-nucleotide messenger RNA. NCBI's taxonomy places the organism in Eukaryota, Metazoa, Nematoda, Chromadorea, Rhabditida, Metastrongylidae. The record is from the annotation of a GenBank genome assembly.
AUGGGAUUGUGCUCUUCGAAGAAAAAGCCGACACCGGAAUUGUCUGAUGAUGAAGUGGCAGCCAUCAGGGAGGUGUGGAUAAGAGCAAAAAACAACAACGUCGGUAAGAAGAUUCUUCAGACGUUAAUCGAAAAGCGUCCGAAAUUCGCCGAAUAUUUUGGCAUACAAAGUGAAUCACUUGAUAUAAGAGCGUUAAACCAAAGCAAGGAAUUUCAUUUACAGGCUCAUCGUAUUCAAAACUUUCUCGAUACUGCUGUCGGUUCACUUGGAUUUUGCCCAAUCUCCAGCGUAUAUGAUAUGGCUCAUCGAAUCGGACAAAUACAUUUUUACAGAGGAGUCAACUUUGGAGCUGACAACUGGCUUGUUUUUAAACGAAUUACUGUGGAUCAGGUAACAAGUCAAACAAUGAAGUACAUCAACAACGAAAAUAAUGACUCCAGCACUACUGACGAGAAGCAAAUAGAUAUUCCGGUGGGCGCUUCAGACAUAACGAGCCAGUACAGUGGUGAGAAUUGCCUAGCUCGUCUUGGAUGGAAUAAACUAAUGACUGUAAUUGUACGAGAAAUGAAAAGAGGUUUCCUGGAGGAAGCUAUGCGAAACUGUAAAGAGGAGGAUAACAACGAUCUGCUAGGCAAUUAA